ACCAUCCGCCAUAAUAUACGAAUCUUUGUGUUUCUUUCUUCUCAGAUUAAUUUCGUGUUUUGUAUGUUGCUAUGCCUUCCUCUUGGUGUGCUGUUCCGGAUUGUUUUCCACCCUAGACGUGUUUCUGCAAGCGCAAGGCGACUUUUAGGACUUGUCUGGGGUUUGGCACUAUCGUGGUUUUGUUUCAGCUGGUAAGAAUCCCACCAUCAAUACAAACCCUGCUGCUCACUUGCUCACAUUCAAAUUUCAAGUCACGCCACAAUGUUUAUUUUACAAAAAUGAUCAGCUCGUGCGAUCUCAUCUUGCACAUUUUACAAGACUUCUCUUCUUUUACUUCGUCUUUACCAUAAUUUCUUUUGAAAAAAUAAAAAUUUAAUCGGGUAUUAGUUGGUAAGAAGGAAAAUGAUAAUGAUGUAAUUUAUGCAUAGUUGACGAACAUGCACACAUUUGAAUAAUUGUUAACAUUUCUCAAUAACAGGUUCUGCUUGAGAUAUCAUUUAUUAGCUGUUGAUGAAAUUCUUUCAUUUACUUAAUUACAAAAAACCCAAUGAUUAUAUUUUAAUGUCAACAAUAGCAUAGCGAUGCAGCGUGGUUAAAAUUGAAACGAAUAACGUUUUAAAAACCAAAAGUUUGAUGAUGUAAUAGAACAUGCCGCGAAAAUUAAUGCUGUAAAUACGACAGAGAUAUUGUUAUAAUAUUGCAUUUUAACUUGUUAUUUGGACAGUUGGUAAGACCUGUCAAUGAAACCGCUCUCCUAUUAGCAUUUCUCGCCUUAUGAGAAAAGCUUUUCAAAUAAAGCAGUUAGAUAAUAGGGUGACUUCGUACAACUCGUUUCUUAUAUGCUAAUGAGACGUGGACAGGUAUUACUACUAGUAACUAGUGUAGCUAAAUGUCGUGGGUCGUGCGUAGGGGUCGUGGGUUGUGGUGCGGGUCGAGGUUAAAUUUCGUGGGUAAAAAUUAAAAAAAAAAAAAGAAGAAAGAAGAAAGAGAGAUAGAGAGAACACAGAAUUACAGCCAAGAUCAGACUCGUGUUUAUGAAAUAUUUCAAAAACUCAUUAAUAAUUCAUAAGCCCAUUAACCUAUCAAAUGGUAGAUAAUACUUCACGUGUAUUAUUAGUAUGCGGUGUUUUAUCAGAUAUAAAGACACUGCACGUGACUUAUGAAUAUUAAUUAAUUAUCAACACAGAAACUGACACAACAAAUGGUGGGAACAUAUUUAAUGUUCUUUCAACAAAUUUCACUCAGUAAAUUUACUUUUGCACCAAAUUAAUAGUACAGUUGUGAAAUACACAUCUGGAAAAAUUCUCUAUUCCAUUAGUACAGUAAUCUGGUAAAGGCAUCUUAGACAAUACAUCAUCUGAAACUUCGAAUUCAAGAUCAUGUUUUUCUCGUAUGUUAAUUUCUAACGUUCACAAAAGCAUAAUUGUUAUGAACUCUCUUGACACACGCUUUUCCGAGAAUGUUUUUGAAGCCGUUCAAAAAACUCGCAGCACAUGUUUUAUCGGGUCAAAAACCCGAUAAAACACUCCUGCUCGUUUUUUAAACAUUACUUAACAAAUAGAUUCCAAGUUUAUAUUGUUAAUAUCAGUAAUAAAUCACAGAUGACGUCAAUAUGUGGUAAGAACAAAAACGUCACUGAUAUUCUUACCACAUUUUGACGCCCUCUGUGAUCUAUUACUGAACAGACGCACGGCAACUUGGAAUCUAUUUGUUUUAUACAAUAAAGAAUUAAAAUUUAUGGAAAAAAGUUUUAACGAGGACUUCAUCUAUAAGUCUGUCCUCUAAUAGAUCAUAAGUGAGAACCAAUCAGAAUGCGUGCAUAACUGAGCUUAUUAUAUAAUUUAAAUUAAUACACUGAUCCCUUCCCUCAAAAGGGAGUUUUAAUCCAAUGUCUUAUUUUGUUUACAUUAUUUUGUUUAACAUGUAACUUCUCCCUUUGAUAUUCAUACGUUUUCUAGCGAACGGUUUAUGAGAAUAUUCAAACUUAUCAGGCAGAAGUUUUUAUCUUGAUCUUACACCAAAUUCUCGUAACUAAUUUACAAGGAAUAUGUAGCAGCUAGAGGAGAGAAUUAACAAUCAGAUCUUGGGAGGUAAAGCGUUUCUUUGCCAGUGGGAAUGUAGAGGUCUGCAAGGCGAGUACAGGAGGUUCAGCACUGAUAAUGUUUUUAGUGCCAGCUCCCUAGCAAUCUUCUCCCUCCUGACUCGUCUCCAAUCUUCCUGCCAGCGGAGAAAUGCACGUCCUGCAGCGCUUUUAAUGAAGGCCUGCUCGAAGUCUAGGAAUGAUGCGAUCAUUGCUGAAUUGUAAAACAGUUGGACGUGAUACAUCAAGGGAUAUGAACCAUCCUCCUUUGUCCCGUUACGAUCUUUGCCUGUCAGUAAUGGAGGUUUUUCUUAUGGUCCAAUCUGCAGGGAAAUUUUAAUCCUUAUCGGACUGAGCGCUGUGUGUUACAUGUUUACCUCGCUUGCAAAUCCUGCGGUAGUUCACAGGUAUGUCCCGUCUACUUCCAGUCGAACCAAUGCGAAGAUGUUAGCAAUUGACAUUUAGUCUCGUGUUAACCUAUUUUUGUUUCCUUUUACAAAUUUCUAUGAACGUUUCAAGUUUUCCCAUAUGUAUUUCCGAGACUGCCGUCGUUUUUAAUGUUUAACUGUGAAAUUCUACAAGGCGCGCAGCGGGUCAAAAUUAAUACUCUCGCGCAUGCCCAACGGUUGACCGAUUACGGACCUAGGUUCGAUUACCGAGCACUAUUCGGGAAAAGAGCCCGCGCUCCUCCCCCUAAGAAAGAGAACAAAGACAGAAACGAGAAAACGGCGAAAAUCAAGUUUAUUACGCACCUUAGGGCAUCGGGGUCCUUAGUCAGGGGACUCAUGAGGUAAUUGUCACUCGGAGCGGAGGAGGGAGAGGGGGUGGGGUAAAGUGACCAAAGACUGUCUCGCUCUGACUGGCAUUUGAUGACAAGUCAGACUGGUUUAUUUUUUUAAUUAAAAUCGUCAUUAUCGUUUUAAUUAUCUUUAUCUUUUUUCUUAUUUUCAUUUGUGUCAGAUUUGUAUUUAUCGCUGCAAUGGGGACGUUGUCUGUGGCCCAUAUUUAUAGACAAGUAACAAACUACGGAGAACACGCUGUAGAUUUCUCUGGGUGAGUGUAUCUAUCCUAAUAUGACCAACUUUCCUAACAGGCACCGAAAUGGUGAUAAAAACUGCAAACUAAGCCGCAUCGCGUGAAAACUGUGCAUAUUAAAAUCAAAUAUAUCUCUUUAUGUUUAGUUUUCAUCGCAGCCAUUGUUUUGUCUCGUUCAACUUACAAUCCUCCCGCCUGCCAUGUAACACAAUCGCGCUCACCGUAAGAAAGAACGUCUGAUCGUAGGUAAGGUCUUGUCACGCAACGCAACUGAUGAGAGCGCGCGUGAGAGGACUACUUUCUGGGCACCCAUCUUUGUUUGAGAAAACAUCUUUUAUUAUCUAAGCGCCUUCUACACGGGUCGAUGAGGUUAUCAAUUAUCGAUAUUGGGGCUUAUUAGGCGAGACUGUCCCGCCAUUGCGCAGGAUCACGAUUAGAAGCCAUGAAGAAUUACUUGAUCUGAAGGCCACUCGCGCGAGAAGGGCAGCCUGGUGACGAGUUUUGCACUGACUUAUCUUUGGUUGCUUUUAGCCCACUGAUGUUGAUCGUUCAGAGAGUUACUUACAUAGCAUUCAAUCUACACGAUGGUAAGUUGAUAACAGAUGAUCUAUGUCUUUGUUAAAGCAAGGGUUUUAGUUCUGGUAGAAAUAACCUCUAAUAAAGCCGUAAGCCAUCGAACUCUGUGUAGUGUGACCUUCAAGAAUGUUCUAGAAGUAGCUGUGUCAUGCUGAGUCAUCCUUGAAUCAAUAUAUAAAUAGAAUCUGUUGUAAUGUUACGGAACGUUCUAGAUCCUCAACCGUACCUAUAGAAGCCGAGCUUGUAACUAGAUGUAGAGAGUAGUUUAGUUGCUGGUAUAGCCCGACAGAUAUCAAUAAAGGUGUAUGCUGCAGAAUACAAGACGUCCACACUUCACUAUGCCCGGAGAAUUAACACGCCCUUACGUUUUUGUCACAGUAUUGCAUUAGGCUCGAUUACCAGGCCACUUUUCGGGAAAUGCGCCUGCAUUUCCCCCACGGGAGGAUCGAAUGAUCGGAGCCGAGAAAACGGCAGAAAUGCUAACGACCAUUUUUUUGGGGGGAAACGAGUCUAGGCGUCUCUCUUCCCUCCAGCUUCCCGGGGGAGGAGAGAGUUAUCUUCAUCAUCCCUUCCCCCCAUUCCUUUGCCGAUAUUGGAUUGAAAAGCCUCCCUUAUCGCAUUGUUGUUACUAUGGAGAAUGCGGGGGGGGGGGGGAGGAGCCGCUAGAAUGUGAUCCCCUCUUCUUUGCCAAUGGAUAUUCCGUGUUGUCGCUAUUCUAAACCAUCCUUUGCUUUGUCAACAGGAAUUGCGAGAGAGGAGAGCGAUCUAACAGAUGAGCAAAGAAAGGAAAAACUCAAGUAAGACUUUUAGUCUUCCAUUGUUAUUUUUUCCCCUGAAAACCCAAUUGACUCAUUUAAGGCGCAGUUUCUAAUCCGUGUAUGUAAACCAAACCUUGAGAAAUCACAACCAAUCAGAAUUAAGAAAAAGUGUUGCAAUGAGAGAAUGAGAUCCCAAAGUAAACUGCAAAAAUGUUUGAAAACGAGAGUAACCAGCAAGCAAUUGGAUAGGAUAAAGUGUCAAGUUUCCUUCACCAGUUACCAAGUAAAGUGAAUCAAAACGAACACAGUCCUGUUAAAUAAUGCUUUCGACACUUAAUGGAACAUUAGUAUAGGUUAUAACAUGAUUCUGACCACACUCACUCAUUUUCAAUGUGAAAAGUUUAUUUAGGAUGGGCCAGUCUUGUAGUCUUGUAGGGUUAUAGCGGGUUUCGCCCAUAACGAGUUUCGCACAUAUCGUUUCGCCCAGAACGAGAAUGGUUUCGCCCAGAACAAUAAAGGUUUCGCCCAUAAGUAAAACUUCUACACUCUCACUCGGAAGACGUCAACCUUAUAAACGUUUGUAUGCACAGAAUGAAGAAAAGUGACUUGACCUGAGAUCAUGAAAUUUUGAAACGAACAAGUUACUGUUGAAACGAACAAGUCAAUUAUAGCUUUCACUGUGGAGCGGGGAUUGUUAAGGUAAUUCGCGCACGAAAUACUGCAGAGACGUCCGUUUGUCGUAAAAGCAUUACUAUGAUGUUUUUGCAUCACUUUUCUUCUCGAGAAUUAAAUUAAACGCUUUUGAAAACACUUGCGCGUGGAACAUAUCAUCGUUGCAAAUCUUUUGUACACGGAAGAUAAGUUCCGCACGCCAGCUUAUGAAUACAUGUGAAUACGGUUUCGUGAAUACUAAAACAAAGGAAUCGAGAGUUAAAGAUUGUAUUUCUGACAUAGGUAACGGCAACACAUAAUUGGAAAAGAGAUAGAAACUAGUCAAGUUGGGCGAAUCGAAUUUAUGCCUGGGCGAAACCAUUCUCGUUAUGGGCGAAACGCUUCUUGGGCGAAACUCGUUAUGGGCGAAACCCGCGGAUACCUCUUGUAGUAUUCGCAUCCAAAUAGAAUGAGUCAGCCAGUCUUGUAGUGUAUGUAUCCUAAUCUUAGCUUGUGUACACUAAAUACUAAGGUUUCUACGAAAAGAACCUGUGCUACGCCAGAUACGAAAAACCACCAAAAUACCACUCUUUAGAUGUGGCCAAAAAAAAUGUGGAAACGUAUUCCUCAUCUAAUGCAGUAGUACAAUACCCCGAGGAAAGGGCAAACUAACCUGGUUACACUGCUAAUCACAUACUAAAAAUAAUUGAAUAUAGUGAUAUUUUACAGAGAUUUAAAAAAGGCAAAUUACAUCAAUACGAAAAAAAAAAGUUGUAAAACAUAAGACUAAUUCUGCCAUCAGAAUGUUAAUUUCUGACUGAUUCGUUCCCAUGUCACUCAAACGUCAGAAAUUACAUAUUUCGAGUGCAAUUUGAUAAUAAGAACCAUGAGUAAAUUUUUCAAAGAAAACAACAUUAGAGGUGCCCGUUGGGCGCGUGCAAUUUGUAGUUUUUGAAAAAUUUACAAGUGCUUAUUACACCAAAUUACACGAGAAAUCUUUUUAGAACUUGUUGAUGAUGUACAUGAAAUAGCAUCACAGAGAGUCGAGAUAGUCGAAAUUUUGAAAGCGCGCACGCGCUAUUUAUAAUUGCACGCGUGUUACAACUUUGCACUCGUGUUGCACGAGAAUGCACUCGUUUUCAGCCAAUCAGAAGCGCGUAAUUUUUUCAUGUACAUAUUACUCCGGCAGCAUGUGUACUGUAUCCAGGCCUUCCACGACUUAGCGUUGAGAUCGUAAAUUGGCGCUGGAUAAAAAGUCAUAUCGCAAAUCCAGUUCUGCAAUAUUUCAUUUACAACAUCUCAUUUAUUCGUUAUACAUUUAUGAAGACUUUCUCUGAGAACAAGGGGAUUAGUACUGAGAAAUCAUAGACUUACUCAGAAGUCACAUUAGCUGAAUUUUUCCCUCUCACUGUUACUCGUUUUCAUUUCUAGUAAAACUCGGUGGUUUUUUUUUUACUUUAGAAAAGUCCCGUCUCUGUUGGAAUACUUCAGCUACCUGUUCCAUUACAGCACAAUUCUUGCAGGACCAGUCUGCACGUUCAAGGAAUUUAACGAUUUUAUCGAUGGCUCAGAUAUUAGACCUAAGGUAUUAUAUUGUAAACACUUUAAAAAAAUUAAAUAUUCUUUGCCUCACUGACCAAACAAAAUUACAAAAGCGCAAGAAAAAGUCAAUCAUUUCAAAUGCGCGGACGAACUUGUAGAUUUUGACAUAACCGUGGAAUCGCACUCAGUUUGUUUCUUUUUCCUUUAAUUUUAGAAGCCUGGCGAAAAAGAACCCUCGCCUUUGGUAAGAUAGUUUUAUCGUUUUCAUUUCAAAAUUUCAAAUGACUUGGAGCACGCGCAUUUAUUCCUUUGUGUGUUUCUUGUCACUCUGCUUCAGAUGGAUGUUUUAAAGAAAAUGUUGUCUGGUUUCUUGUGUGUGGUUAUUUUAUUCCUGACUGGGGGACAUUAUCCGAUUUCUAAAAAUGCAGGUAAGGUGGUUAGUUUGUAGGAUGGUCAGAUGUUCAAUCCUUAUGGGCAUAUGUGAGUCAGUGUACUUUUUCAGUUUAGGUCGGUCAGCGAGUCGGUAGGCUGCUAUUUGGUCAGUUAAUGGGUCAUGCGGUAGGGCAGCCAGUCAGUACAGUCAUUCAAUCCAUCAACUAGUCAGGAAGUAAUUCAGUCAGUUUGUCUGUCAGUCAGUCAGUCAAUCAUUGAGUCUUUCAAUCAUUCAGUCAGUCAGGCAUUCAGUCCGUCAGUCAGUCAGCCAGUCAGUCAGUCAGUCAGUUAGUCAGUCAGUCAGACAUUCAGUCCGUCCGUCUUUCAGACAGUUAGUCCGUCCGUCAGUCAGUCUGUCAGUCAGUAAGUUAGUGAGUAAGUUAUUUAGUCAGAAAAUCAGUCAGUCCGUCAAUCAAUCUGUCAGUCAGUAAGUUUGUGAGUCAGUCAGUCAAUAAGUCAGUCUGUUAGUCAGUCACCUAGUCAGUCAGCCAGUCAAUCAGUUAGUCAGUCAGUAAGGUAGCCACUCAAUCAAUCAGCUGAUCAGUCAGUCUCCAGUCAGUCAUUCAGUCAGACAGUCAGUUAGCGCAACGAGCUAUGUACUAUUUCAAUUUAUAGCUACUGUAAAAAAAUCUUUUGUCUUUAAAAUUUGAAUCAUCAGAUCCCAAGUUUAUAGCAUCUGAACCAUUCUACUGGAGAGUUAUAUACGGCUGGAUUAGUGGCACGGUUGCUAAGCUGAGAUACUACUUUGCCUUUAAAGUGGGUAAGUGAUCAACUUUACCUUUACCAGUCUUCACUGUCACAUCUUGUUUUCUCCCUUCCAUCCCCUUUUCUCUUUCUUUCAGUUCCUCCCCUCCAUGCAUUGUUCAUCUCUGUCGUCCUUGUCUUUUUCCUGGCUUCUUUACUUGUCAAUGCGUGGUGCAAACACAGAAAUUUUAGAGUCUGAUUAUUAGUGAUUUCCUGUUGAAUAUUUCAGCGGAGGCCGUGAAUAACAUGGGAGGUCUGGGUUUUAAUGGUUACGACGAAAAUGGAAAAGCCAAAUGGAAUCGAGUCACUAAUGCUAAUAUUCUUAAGAUCGAGGUACGAUGUUUCUUUUUUUUGGUAAACGGAGAGUACUUAGUUAGUUUAAUACAGCUGACGUGAUUAAACUGAAAUAUGCUUUAGUCAAAAUAAGUAAAGUUAGCGAUCAAGCUUAAUGGCUCAUUUGACCGGAGACACGAGAAUGUUGCCACUCGCCCCCCCCUGGAGGGGAUGCCAGUUCGUCGUGGGCUACCCUCCCCCCCCCUCCCCGUACGAAUUUCGCUAGCUUCCUCUAGAAAUACGUCGAUAUCCUUUUUCCAAAACCUAAUCCGGCGAGGCGCUGUGGGAGAAUAGGGUUUUGUCCAAAAACACAUUGAAAUGAGCUGGCCUGGGUCUUGAACCGAGACCACUCCUUAGGAAUUCCGACGUACUUGGCAUGAUGCCACCGACAAGUGAAUUUCUAAAUCUGCCGUUUUUAUUCUCUUCUAGUUCGCCACUAGUAUGAAAAUGAUGAUGGACAACUGGAAUAUUUCCUCUGCACUCUGGCUGAGAAGGUUAGACAUUUUACACAAUUUUGUUCCACAGAGUGGUUAACUGGAGGUUGACUGCACUUAGGGGUACUAGAGAGAGGAGUGUGCAAAAAUUCAGGGUCCCCUCCCACCAUACAUAAGUUAGGCACUACUGCGAACUAAACUAAGAAACCACAAGUUGGUUGUUACGUGUUUUAAACACCGGGAAUUCAUUUAAUGUUUAGCAUUUCUGAUGCGGAGUUUAUUGAACGUCGCUUAUUCGAGAGCGGGACGUUUAUCUUAAAUCACUAAUAACAAUUACCCGGUAAAUCACUUGAAAAUAUUAUGGAAAACUUUUUUUAAAGCUAUUACUUUCCAAGGAUUGUGUAGAUUACUGAGUAGUGAAUUACUUGUCAUCGCAUAUCUUUAUGAUACUCGGAUUCAAGUUCUUUUCAUCUAGUUGCGUGCGGUUUUUAUUCGAGGGCGGCGUUUAUUGGUGAAGAACCGGUCAUUCUGGUCAUUAUUUGGCGCCAGACGGGGUUGGGGGUCGGAGAAUUUUGGCAGUGUUACAAAAAAUGUACCUGAUCGCCCUAUUAUGUACUGUAGUAUUCUCAUGAUUUCCUCCCCCCCCUUCAUUGGCAUACAAAUUUCUAAAACCAUGUGAUCCCGCAAAAUCCUCUGACCGACCCCCCUCCGGCGAUAAAUUUUGACAGGUCCCUAAUUGGCUCCUAUCCGCUGCGUUUAAUUGAGUCUACAUUAUUUCCUAAAUACUUUUUGUCAGAUAUCUUAACUGAUAACACUGGAAAAAAAAACCGAAGAGGAUUUUUCUCACAAUAUUCAAUCUUUUCAGGACAGUUUACGAACGAGUCACCCACCACAGAACACUUGCUGUUUUUAUCACGUCCUCAGUCUGGCAUGGGUUCUAUCCGGGAUACUACAUGAUGUUUCUGACAUUUGGACUUAUGCUAGAAGCGGGAAGAAUGGUAACUAACGUCGCGUUAAUUUAAUUUAGAAAAGAUCUUUAAAAAAACAUGUUACAUCUCUGCUUCUGGUCAAUCGGUAGGAAAAAGAUUAGUUAAUCUUAAUUUGAACAGGUGUCGAAGAAGGUAAAGGAUGCCUUAUUAUUAGUCGUGUGAAUUAACCUAACAGCUUGCUUCUUCAGAUCGUUUUUUUCAAUGCCCAACUCGCUUCUUUGGCUCUCUUCUUGUAUGUGUUUAGGGUCGUCGUGUCAUAAGGCCAUAUUUCCAGAAAACACGUGCUUUGGCUAUUAUUUAUGACGUGAUCACAUGUAUUGCAACCGGCCUGUGCAUGGCGGAAGGAGGUGUUCCAUUUCAGCUUUUAGAACUACGCUUGAGUAUCGACUACUGGAGGUAGGUAUGCUGUGAAAGUAGGUUUACUGUGGGAAUGGUGGUUGGGAACGAGAAUACUCUGAAGGUGGGUAUUCUGUAGAAACCCCAGCCUUUCAGACUUGAACGCUUUAAAAAUAAGUAAAUCAAAGUUUAAUCCUCAAAGUAAACAAACUGUCCUUUGAAAAGAGUAAUUAUUUAGAGAAUAUCUAUCCAGGGAGACCUAAUAUUUUCCUUUUUCUUGUGGCUUUGGGGUGAUUUUAUUCCUUUACAAUUUUUUAAUUCAAUCUUCUCUCUUCUGGGUUUCACUUGGCUGUUAUAUGAAAGACGGGAAUAAAAGACAUGUGACAGGGCUGGCAAACGCGCAAAAUUUACACAAAUGUGCAUGCCAUAAAAUUUCUGACCCAAGAUUGGCUGGAAUUGUUGCAUAGUACUUCUCUCGUGCGGUAGACUACGGCGAGGUUCGUCGCACAAGCAAAAAAAAUUCAAUAUAUUAAAAAAAAAAAAAAAAAAAAAGAGAUACUGGAAUUUGGAACUCUGGGAGAAAGGAGCACGGAGCAGCUUACUCUUAGAAUUCCGCACCGCGCCAUAAUAUCAUUAUUUUUUUCACUAGUAUUUUUUUGUUUGUGCGAUGGACUUUGCUUAAAGGGAAAUGUUUUACACCCAGAUUGAGAGUCAUAAGAGAAGCGUUCUUAAAAUGUCAUAUCUUUCUCGUAGGUCCCUGUACUUCUAUGCCCAUAUUUGGUGUCUGUUGCAAAUCCUUGUCUGUCGGGGGGUAGGAAAGCGCAUGUACACAAGACACGUGGAGACUCGACCCAUGAGGCCAGAGUCUAAGGAAGAGAAUAAGAACUGGAUUUACAAACUGGAACACAGAGGGGCAAGCGCGGAAAUAAAUCAGGACAAAAAACUUAAACUCAACUGA
This is a messenger RNA of Pocillopora meandrina, 10868 nucleotides long. The record is from the annotation of a GenBank genome assembly. Lineage: Eukaryota; Metazoa; Cnidaria; Anthozoa; Scleractinia; Pocilloporidae.